Messenger RNA from Echinops telfairi (small Madagascar hedgehog), 978 nucleotides. RefSeq names its product bone morphogenetic protein 6 (gene BMP6). Gene Ontology annotation, cellular component: extracellular region. The record is from RefSeq and is a predicted model, not a curated record. Gene Ontology annotation, biological process: SMAD protein signal transduction. The coding region runs from base 1 to 978 and encodes 325 amino acids. The transcript is spliced from 6 exons. Gene Ontology annotation, molecular function: cytokine activity. Lineage: Eukaryota; Metazoa; Chordata; Mammalia; Afrosoricida; Tenrecidae.
AUGUUAAAGAAUAACAAUGAAUCCAUGAAAUAUCUUAGGAUAUGGAUGAACCUGGAGCACAUGAUAUUGAGUAAACCGCCGCAACUUCGCGGGGAGCCCCCACCCGGGCGGCUCAAGUCCGCGCCCCUCUUCAUGCUGGAUCUGUACAACUCCCUGCCGGCCGACGGCGACGAAGGGGCGUCGCUGGAGCAGCGGCAACGACCCCGGCCUCCGGGAGCGGGCAGUUCGUCUCAGGCCCCGCAACCGCCCCCCAGUGCCACGCACCCCUUCAGCCGCAAGAAUCUGCUGACUCCGGGACCUGGCGGCGGCGGCGGCGCGUACUCUCUGACCAGCGCGCAGGACAGUGCCUUCCUCAAUGAUGCGGACAUGGUCAUGAGCUUUGUGAACCUAGUGGAGUACGACAAGGAGUUCUCCCCUCGCCAGCGACACCACAAAGAGUUCAAGUUCAACCUAUCCCAGAUUCCUGACGGUGAAGCAGUGACGGCUGCAGAAUUCCGAAUCUACAAAGACUGUGUUGUGGGGAGUUUUAAAAACCAAACUUUUCUUAUCAGCAUUUACCAAGUCUUACAGGAGCAUCUGCACAGAGACUCUGACCUGUUUUUGUUGGACACCCGUGUCGUGUGGGCCUCCGAGGAAGGCUGGUUGGAAUUUGACAUCACAGCCACAAGCAAUCUGUGGGUCGUGACCCCACAGCAUAACAUGGGGCUUCAGCUGAGUGUGGUGACGAGGGGGGGUCUCAGCGUCAGCCCGCGAGCAGCUGGCCUGGUAGGCAGAGACGGUCCGUAUGACAAGCAGCCCUUCAUGGUGGCCUUCUUCAAAGUGAGUGAGCUCCACGUCCGCACCGCACGGUCAGCUUCUAGUCGGCGUCGACAGCAGAUCCGUAACCGCUCCACUCAGUCCCAAGACCUGUCCCGGGUCUCCAGUGCCUCAGGAGAUCGCAUUCAGGCUAUUCGUCGAAGCACGGAGGAACGAAAGUAG